This is a messenger RNA of Danio aesculapii, 1948 nucleotides long. RefSeq names its product ELOVL fatty acid elongase 1b (gene elovl1b). Gene Ontology annotation, molecular function: fatty acid elongase activity. Bases 343 to 1305 code for a protein of 320 amino acids. Gene Ontology annotation, biological process: very long-chain fatty acid biosynthetic process; fatty acid elongation, polyunsaturated fatty acid; sphingolipid biosynthetic process. The record is from RefSeq and is a predicted model, not a curated record. Lineage: Eukaryota; Metazoa; Chordata; Actinopteri; Cypriniformes; Danionidae. Gene Ontology annotation, cellular component: endoplasmic reticulum; endoplasmic reticulum membrane. The transcript is spliced from 11 exons.
CACGAAAGUACAGUCGGUUUUCGGGAGCAGGGCAGGACGAGUAAACAUCAUUCCCACCUGAAGAGCUCAGAGGAGCUCUGCUGCAUCAUUUUACAGGUGUGUCCUAGUAGUCGGAAUCUGAAGGUACCAAAACCGUUUGAACGAAUUUCUGACAGAGCACGAGUACACAUUUUUCUUCUUGUUUGCUGUCUCAGAGCCAGUUAUUCAUCCACAGACAGUGAGAGGGCAAACGCUGAAGGAGAAGAUAAGAGUUGGCCCACCGGCGCAGAUCAGGACUCAAGAGGAGGCAGGAGUUUAUAAGGUGCUUUUGUGCAGCCAAACGUAAAGUUGACGUCAGCAAAAAUGCUGGAGACUGUGAAAGACAGAGUACUGGAGGCCUAUGACAGCCUCUUAACAGCCAGAGACCCACGGUUGAAGGAUUACCCUUUAAUGGAAAGUCCAUUCAGUAUGACUGCUAUUCUUCUCGCUUAUCUUUUCUUUGUACUGUACGCCGGCCCUAAGUUUAUGGCCAACCGUAAACCCUUCCAGCUGAAAGAAGCCAUGAUAAUCUACAACCUGUCCUUGGUCGGCCUGUCCGCGUAUAUCGUAUAUGAGUUCUUGAUGUCUGGGUGGGCGACGGGAUACACGUGGAGAUGCGACCCAUGCGAUUAUUCUAACAGCCCUCAAGGACUCAGAAUGACAAGAGUCGCUUGGUUAUUCCUGUUUUCAAAGUUCAUUGAGCUUAUGGACACGGUGUUUUUUGUGUUGCGCAAGAAACACAGUCAGAUCACGUUCCUGCACAUCUUCCACCAUUCCUUCAUGCCCUGGACAUGGUGGUGGGGUGUGAGUAUUGUGCCAGGUGGAAUGGGCUCCUUUCAUGCCAUGGUCAACUCUUGUGUCCAUGUGAUCAUGUACUUUUACUACGGUCUUUCUGCUGCCGGCCCUCGCUUCCAGAAGUUCCUGUGGUGGAAGAAGUAUAUGACUGCAAUUCAGCUGACUCAGUUCGUGUUGGUGUCUCUUCACGUGUCUCAGUGGUACUUCAUGGAAAGCUGUGACUUCCAGGUUCCCAUAAUCAUCCACCUCAUCUGGCUCUACGGAACCUUCUUCUUCGUGCUGUUCUCCAACUUCUGGUACCAGGCGUACGUGAAGGGCAAGAGGCUCCCGAAAAACACCCAGCAGAACGCCAAGGCCAAUGGAUCCACCAUAGUCACCAACGGCUCUUCAGAAGUUUCAAACGGCCACAGCGUCCAUGAAAACAGCCUGAGCAAUGGAAGGAAACACCACGAGAACGGAAACGCUCUCAACGGCAAGAUGAAGAAAGCCUGAGAGCUCAGAAAGAGAAGACCCAAAACGGAUGACCAGGAAAACCUGCACUAAGCACUAUAUGGAGUCCAAAGAGUGUUUUGGGACACUUCUUUUUUUUUUGCUAAAUCUUCAUUUUUUUAUGAUAAGUACAAGGGGAUAUGAAUCCUUGUUUGGAUAUUUUUUUUUGUUGUCAUAAAUUAAUCUAAAGAAUAAUUAUUGAGCAUAAUGUAUGAAGAGGAAAAAGAGUACUGACCGGAUGAGUCCUCUGCUGAUGUUGCUCGACGUUCAUCUAAACAGAUUGAAUUUAAAGAUGGGCACAAACACACACACAAGUAUAUAUGUGUGUCUUUCAUACUCCCCCAAUAGCAGACACUGUACAGUCAACAUCAGUAAACUUGAAUUACACAUGUAAAUAGUUUUACCUUACAAACUAACGCGAUAGAGAAAAAAAAAAACGUCACUCGAAUAAAAUCCCCAAAAAUAAAUCCCAUUUUAAAAUACAGUUAUCUGUUUAUUCCAUGUAAGUUAUGCUGUUUGAUGGCACAUUGUAGUUCCCUUCUUCAAUAAAAUCAAUGGCCUACUAUUCGGCCUGACAUUUCAACAUGUUCUUUUGGCAUCUCUCCGAUGUAAAUGGCUGAAUUAUUAAAAUACUUUUUGAAUAACA